AUGUCUGCGGCGAACUCCCCUAGGCGCUCCUUUGAGGCUGACGAACGACCCGAAUCCUGUGAUCAUACGAUCUCACCUGCGGGGUCCGGCCACGCCCGCAGCCUGUCCGCCGACGUGAAGCCUACAGACCCAAGUCCACAGCGGAGAUCGAUCCAGUUUAGUGUCGGGCCUGCCGAGACUCAGCUACCGACUCGCUCGUUGAGCUUCAAGGACAAGAGACUAUCGUAUGGGGAUACCCCGACGAGGGACAUCGAGGAGAAAGAAAGGGAACACAAACAUGUUCAAUCGAGCCGAGGACCAUCUCCCCCGCCCCCGAAGACUUACGAGCGGGGUGUCUCUUUCGACACCUUUGAUAAUUUCGAUGCGACCGACUUCUCCCUCACAUUGAACUACAAACACAAAGGAUACCAGUGCACGCGUCGUAGUAGGACGUUUUUGUGCGGAACUGACCAGAACGAUUACUCCGAGUUUGCUCUCGAAUGGCUCAUUGAUGAGCUGGUGGAUGAUGGCGACGAGAUCGUCUGUCUUCGAGCGGUGGAGAAAGAUUCGCGCAUAGCCAGCGAUACGGGCAUUGAAGAAAGAAAAUACCGCUUGGAGGCCGAGAAGCUAUUCGAGCAGGUGAUUCAAAAGAACAGUCAGGAUGAGAAGGCUAUCAGCUUAGUUCUGGAACUUGCCGUGGGCAAGGUGGAGAGCAUCAUCCAACGCAUGAUUCGCAUAUACGAGCCUGCCAUGCUUGUCGUCGGCACACGAGGGCGCAACAUGAAAGGAGUACACAGUCUACUCCCAGGAUCUGUUUCCAAAUACUGCCUCCAGCAAUCACCCAUUCCGGUCAUCGUUGUGCGGCCAUCGCCAAAGCGUGAAAAGAAAAAGAAAAAGCGCCGCGCAGACCCCUCACGGCGCAGCUACAACCAUAUUCUGGAACUGAGCGAGCAACGCGGCAGUCAGAUAUUCGGCGCCAGCUCCAGCAACGACAGCAGCACUUCGAAACUGCCUGACGAGGAGGCUGCAGUGGCCGAGGCACUCGGUCUCCCUGCUUCAUACUCGAAUGCGAACUCGCGCAGUUCCUUGUCGGUCUCGGACCGCAGUAGCAUCAGCCAUGAUGAUUCCGACACACUUUGUUCGGCUCGUUACUCUCUGGAUGCGGUGCUCAUGAAUGAUCCCAUUAUCCGAAGCCCGGCGGAUAGCUCUCAAGAGAGCAUCAUUACCGGUGACGGCGCCCAGCCAUCCCCUUCACUAGAUGGAGCCGCAGAAUCCCCUUCCCCACCUGCUGAAAUCGACUCUUCAGCUUCCGACUCGUCUUCAACCACAGAGGCCGAAAAUCCCGACGAGAUCAAUAUCUCCGGCUCAAUCAAACCCGUAUCCAUCCCGAUGAUCGAAGUCUCCGGCGACAAUGAAAACAACACGAAGGUGUCCUGA
Penicillium paradoxum is the source of this 1416-nucleotide messenger RNA. RefSeq names its product universal stress protein. NCBI's taxonomy places the organism in Eukaryota, Fungi, Ascomycota, Eurotiomycetes, Eurotiales, Aspergillaceae. The coding region runs from base 1 to 1416 and encodes 471 amino acids. The transcript is spliced from 3 exons. The record is from RefSeq and is a predicted model, not a curated record.